GACGAGUUAGCUUUCGAGAAGACAUCAAUACAUAUAUAUCCGCCCAACGCUGCCGAGUGAAACGGUUCAACGGGCGACUGUACGUGUUUCGUCUGCCCGCCUGAAUUAUCCAGCUGACGCCUUGCCCUCGACAGCGCCCAGUCUUGUCCUUUUCUCCCUGGUCUGUACCAUCAGCCACACAUAGACAAUGCGGCGACCCGGUAUAUCGUCGUCCGGCGCCGCCGUGGCGUGGCUGUUAGCCGUUGCGCCGCUGCCAGCGUCGGCCUUCUACUUCCCUGGAGUUGCGCCCACAUCCUACAAAGUCGGAGACGCCGUGCCAUUAUACGUCAACCAUCUCACACCCGCCGACUCGCAAGAUGACCCCAAACUGCGCUCCGUCUUUUCCUUCGACUACUACCACCCGCCCUUCCACUUCUGCCAGCCAGAAGGCGGGCCCAAGUACAUCCGCGAAAGCUUGGGGAGCAUAUUGUUCGGCGAUCGCAUACAGACGAGCCCGUUUGAGCUGAAGAUGGGGGUCAACGAGACGUGCAAGCCGCUGUGCGAGGCGCCCUACUCGCCUGAAGAUGCCGAGUUUGUGAAUAGCAAGGUGUACCAGGGCUACGAUUUGAAUUGGUUAAUAGACGGGCUGCCCGCGGCGCAACUGUUAAGGGACCCCAACUCCGAGCUGCCCUUCUACAGUCCUGGGUUUGCGCUCGGGUUGGUGGAGGAGGAGAAGCCGAUUUUCAACAACCACUACGAUAUCGUGAUUGAUUACCACGAGGCGGGUCCGGACAACUUGCGGGUCGUGGGUGUGCUGGUCGACCCCUACUCGAUGAAGGACUCGCGCAUCCUCGGUGAUGGCAAGGCCGAGUGUGGAAGCGCGCAGGCACCGGUGGUGUUGAACGACAAGGAGGAGAGCAAGGUGGCAUUCACGUACAGCAUCUACUGGAGACCCAGCCCUACCCCCUUCGCCACUCGAUGGGACAAGUACCUCCACGUCUACGACCCGAAAAUCCACUGGUUUUCUCUGAUCAAUUCCGCCGUCAUCGUUGUCUUCCUUGUUGGAAUGGUCAGCACGAUUCUUGUGCGUACCCUUAAGAAGGACAUUGCCCGGUAUAACCGUCUGGAGCAAUUCGCACUCGAUGACUUUGGCGAGAACGGCGAUGUCGAGGACGGCGUGGCAGAUGACUCUGGCUGGAAGCUGGUGCAUGGCGAUGUGUUCAGGCCGCCAAUGAACCCGCUGUUCUUGUCAGUCUUGAUCGGAAACGGAGCGCAGCUUUUCGCCAUGACUGCUCUGACCAUUGUCUUCGCCCUCCUCGGUUUCCUCUCCCCCAGCAACCGCGGCGCCCUCGGCACCGUAAUCAUAAUCUUCUACACCCUCUUCGGCUUCUUCGGCGGCUACGUCUCCUCGCGCGUCUACAAAGUCUUCAACGGCGAAAAGUGGAAACUAUGCUUCUUCUACACGCCCGUCGCGCUCCCAGGCCUCGUCUUCGCAACCUUCUUCCUGCUGAACCUCUUCGUGUGGGGCCGCGGCGCAUCGGGCGCCGUACCCUUCACCACCAUGCUCGUCGUAGUGAUAAUCUGGUUCGUCAUCUCCGUGCCCCUCAGCUUCGCGGGUUCCUGGCUGGGCUUCAAGCAAUCCGCCAUCGAAGCGCCCGUUCGCACAAACCAGAUCCCGCGCCAAAUCCCCCCUGCUGUCGGAUACCUCCGCCCCUUACCUUCCAUGGCACUCGCAGGCGUCCUCCCCUUCGGCGCUAUCUUCGUAGAACUCUACUUCAUUAUGAACUCCAUCUGGUUCUCAAAAGUCUACUACAUGUUCGGCUUCCUGUUCGUCUGCUUCGGGCUUAUGAUUAUCACGUCCGCCGCUGUCACCGUCCUGAUGAUUUACUUCCUGCUCUGUGCGGAGAACUACCAUUGGCAGUGGCGCAGCUUCUGCACUGCGGGCGCGAGCGCCGCGUAUGUGUUUGCGAGCUGCUUGCUGUACUGGAUCAAGGAUGUGAGCUUUUUGAGCUGGACUAGUGGUGUCGUGUAUUUGGGGUACUCGGCGUUGUUGAGCGCGCUGGUUUUCGUGCUUACUGGUACGAUUGGCUUCUUUGCGAGCGCCUUGUUUGUCAUCAAGAUUUAUCGCUCCAUCAAGGUGGAUUGAAGCAGCCGUGGACUGACCUUCCGAACCUCGGAUUGCGGGAGUUGGAAGAAAAGAACGAGAGGAAGAGUAGGCGAGCGCGUGAGAGGGAAAACACACUAGGCCUUGCUAGGACCUCGGGAUACUACUGUACGUUGAAUGAAAAAAACGCAAAGAGCAUUUUACGGCUGUUAUUGGGUAGACAACUUGCGCGGAGUCUGGGCGCCUUUUUGCAGGAUGGGGUU
Dothidotthia symphoricarpi CBS 119687 is the source of this 2346-nucleotide messenger RNA. RefSeq names its product endosomal integral membrane protein. Bases 188 to 2125 code for a protein of 645 amino acids. NCBI's taxonomy places the organism in Eukaryota, Fungi, Ascomycota, Dothideomycetes, Pleosporales, Dothidotthiaceae. The transcript is spliced from 3 exons. The record is from RefSeq and is a predicted model, not a curated record. Gene Ontology annotation, biological process: protein localization to membrane; vacuolar transport. Gene Ontology annotation, cellular component: endosome; fungal-type vacuole membrane.